CUAAAGUGUUCUCCAUUAACCGCGCAGCGUAAUACACAGAGCGCACAGGGAAGAAUGGAAAGGAAUAAGACAUAUAGAUCAGUCUAAAUUCACAGAUAUACAUUAUACCUAAAUUAGAGAAAAACAGUUUUAAACUGUAUUUAAUAUCAACGCGUAUCUUUUACUGCAUUUGAGAGUUUGAAUAUUACAUUUCUGCGUUUUACGCGGACCCGGAUGAGUCUUUUUUUCUAGAGGAACAUCAGAGUGAACCGCGCGGAAUUGCUUUUAUUUUAGGCAGUUUGCACGAGUAAGGUAAGGUUGCAUAGCAUGGGCACUCUACUGGCAUUAAUAUUAGCGCUCUCACUGAGCGCAUCAUGGGGAUGCCAACUGCCCCACGACUGGAGACCUCAGACGGAAGCGUGCCGCGCAGAGCUGGCGGAGAUCAUAGUCUUUGCCAAGGUGCUCGCACUCCAUAAGGAGUCUUACAGCGUGUACAACUACCUGCCGUGGCAGUACGACACGGAUCUAUUCUUCUCCGCGGAGAUCGAGCUGCUAUGCGAUCAGGCAUGGGGCAGCAUGCUGGAAGUGCCUGCCGGGUCCAGGUUUAAUGUCAGCGGGUUGGGAUAUUUCCCCUGCUACUCCUACAGUGUCAUGGAGAACAACUCAUACUAUUUCUUUUUAAGGAUGGAUGAAAACUACAGCAUCAUUCCCCACGGAGUAAACUUCCAGGACCCCAUCUUCUCUGACACGCCGGAGAACCAUCGCAUGUUUGCCAGCUUGUUCCAGUUUUCCAACUGCACAGUUGGCACACAGGUUCACAUGUACACCCCAGACUGGGAGGUACAGGAGGACAACAGACUAUGGUGUUCCAACGUGCAGAAGGCCUUAUUUGAGGAGGAAGAGAAAGUCAAAAACCUCUCUCAGAAAGUAAAGGUCCUGGAGAAAGCCAACAAUCACCUGAGGGACAAGGUGAAGAACAUGAAACGUCUCUUGAGGCAGGCCAAACGUGAGACCAAAGAGCCAGUUCAAAGCUUCAAACAGCUUCACGAAGCUGAACCAGAGUUACCACAUCCACAACAGGACACCACCCAGGAUCAAAAACUCACUCUCAGGAAAAUCCUGCCCAAAAAAGCUUAAGAACUAAAAGCCAUUCCUGCAAUGGAAGAAAUUCGAUUACAGAAAAUUACUGUGUAUUGGAAGAUCUAGACUAACUUUUCUUUACUGACUUCAGAUGGUUUAGACAAACAGUUUUUUCAUAUAACUGGCUGUAAAAUAUAAUGAAAAGCUACAAUAGCAAAACAAUGUUUUGACUUCACAAUCAUUAAAAUAUCAUGAUCCUUUUAUCAAAAUGUGAAAAUAUUGAUGCAUUGCAAUGUUCAACCACAACAUGGGGUUAAAGCUAAUAAAAUUCACAUUUUUUUUUCAUUCAUUUCAUUUCAUUCUGACUAGAAGCAGAUGUUGUUAAUCAAGUAGAGCCUGACAAGAUACAGCACAGUGUUUUGAAUUUAUUUGGACAGGUGUUCACAUGGAAAUACAUUUUGGCACAAUAUAGCAACACUGACCUUCAGUCUACAAAAUAAAAUAAAAUAAAUAAAUAAAUAAAUUUAAGAAAAAAAAUCACCGUUUCCCAUUAGUGUAGAAGUCGUUCAUCUUAAAAUUCCAAGAAACAUUUACUGUCGAGUGCAAGACAGACCCAAAAAAUCUGGUAAAUCUGGUGUUGAGAUUUUGUGUAGAAGUGUUUCCAUACGUAAAGUCUUAUUUGAACUUUUAUGACUAAAAUAUAACCUUAAGAGUCAGUCUACAUCAUGACUCUGUUGUUUUGGGAUCAGAUUUCCUUUUUACAUAUGAUUCCAAUUUUUCAUGUAAUAAUUCCAAUUUAUGUAUUAGUUUCUUAUGAGUUUUAUAAUUGCAAACAGGGUGCUGAGCACUUGAUAUAUGUAAUCUUUACUCAGUGAAGCUUAUCUUAAAAUGAAAAUGUUCAUCAUUUAAAGAACAAUUUACUGACAAGGUUUUGAAACAGUUAUUGUUGUUUUUGUUAAUCUGAACUGUCAAUUAUUGUUUCCUGUUUAACAUAUCCACAUGUACGCCAAUGAAAAAUGAA
This is a messenger RNA of Sinocyclocheilus rhinocerous, 2080 nucleotides long. It is a transcript of the gene ccdc3b, whose product is annotated as coiled-coil domain containing 3b. The record is from RefSeq and is a predicted model, not a curated record. NCBI's taxonomy places the organism in Eukaryota, Metazoa, Chordata, Actinopteri, Cypriniformes, Cyprinidae. The coding region runs from base 307 to 1116 and encodes 269 amino acids. The transcript has 3 exons.